Molecule: messenger RNA, 840 nt
Organism: Didymodactylos carnosus
Lineage: Eukaryota; Metazoa; Rotifera; Eurotatoria; Philodinida; Philodinidae
Source: the annotation of a GenBank genome assembly
AUGAAAUCUACAAGUCUGUUUCGUUUGUUAAAGAUGAAAUCACCUGAUAAACAUUUUAUUAAAAUAUCAAAAUAUUUGAGACGAAACUGGCGAAAUAUCCUUCUCACCAAUUGUCACUUGUGUCCACAACAACGUUUACCUUCGUUUGAUGAAAUAUGUAUUUGGGUAAAUAGCACCAAACAAUCGACAACGGGUGAUAAAGAGAAUGGUUUUGAUAUUACCAGUGAUGAUGAACUGUACUAUCAACCAGUACCAAGACCUGUUAAAAGGUCUCGACAAAAGAAGGCAACAUCCAUUUUAUCAAAGCCAGUCAUCUAUAUUGUUGAAGAAGAACCGAAAUCUAUUCAUGAAGAAGUGUGGAAAGUGGUAGACGAGGAAUCAGAGAAACAAUAUCGUCAGUUGGCGUGUGAUAUUAUCAACGAAUAUUCGGAGAAACAUGAACACUUGAGAUAUGUCAGUGAUUAUCCGAAGUUAAUCGAUUAUAUUAUAAACAUGGCUCCCUGGAAAGUAUGGCAUGCACCACCGGCCGACGAAAUUCUACUAUACGGUCGCAAACAUAUUCUACCUACACUCGAGAAACAUCUUCAGUAUGAAACUUUUGUCUCCAAUCAUCUAUUUUUUAAAUUGAGAUCAAUGCAUCGAACAUUUUUGAGACGAGUCAUGCCUAAUAUGCCGUUGAUAUUAAAACAGAUUGAAAUUGAAUCAAAGUUGAGAGCACAAAUGCCAUUAAAUGAGAUAAUCAAAUAUCACAUAUCAAAACGUCUCGGUAAUGACAAGUAUUACAGUGAAUUUGCAUGCUACUAUCCAUUCCAAAAUACAGUGCUGUCGGUUGCUUUUUGA